AUGUCAAUUAUUCAUGGAAAUGAUUCAAACCUUAUCGAGAAAUCUAUAGAAAUUACCAAGUCAACUGAAACCAGAUUAGUUGAUGCGUCAUUAACUUAUGAUUACUUUCCUAAAGGUGAAAAAGAUAUUUGGGGAGAACAAGUCGAUUAUAGGCCUACAAACUCUUGGAAUGAGAAGCUUUCUGAUGUAUCCGUCACUGAAAUUGUAGAAUCUCAAAUGAUUAAUACCGUUUCUCCAACCAUUCUAGCUUCAGAGUUGUUUGAAAUUAUGAAACCAUCAUAUGAUGACAGCCAAGAUUUAGAAGAAAAUGACAUCCAUCAUUCAGUUCGUUUUGGGCAUAGUUUUAUAAUCAAUGUCACUUCUCAUGAGGGACAAUUUGAGACGAGUGGGAAAUCUGAUAGUCAUAUUCAAACCAAUACUAGUAAGGCAAGUCUAAAUAUGCUAACGAGGAGUUGCAGCGAAUAUUAUGCUAGAAAUGGAAUUUUGGUGAAUAGUGUAGAUACUGGUUGGGUAUCCUCUGCUUUACCUGCAUAUAGAGCUCCUCCUCUUACUGAUCUUGAUGCUGCCUUCAGAGUUCUGCACCCUAUCCUUUCUGGAAGUUUCAAGUAUGGAAAAUUAUACAAGAAUUACAAAGAGGUUGAUUGGUAG
Naegleria gruberi is the source of this 648-nucleotide messenger RNA. RefSeq lists its product as uncharacterized. The record is from RefSeq and is a predicted model, not a curated record. The transcript has a single exon. The coding region runs from base 1 to 648 and encodes 215 amino acids. Lineage: Eukaryota; Heterolobosea; Eutetramitea; Acrasida; Naegleriidae.